GCCAUCCGACGCCACCGUCGUAGAAGAAGAGGCUCCCAGCAUCAGCACCGUCUCCUCCUCCUCCUCAUCCUCCUCCGCCUCCUCCUCCUCCUCCUCACUGCGGAACAACGGCCUGUCGCCCCCUCGUCCUUCGAUAGCACGCCAUGGAUAACUCCGGCAAAGAGAAGGAGGCCAUGCAGCUGAUGGCAGAGGCGGACAAGAAGGUCAAGGCGUCCGGCUCCUUCCUCGGCGGGAUGUUCGGAGGAAAUCACAAAGUGGAGGACGCCUGUGAAAUGUAUGCCAGGGCCGCCAACAUGUUUAAGAUGGCAAAGAACUGGAGUGCUGCAGGCAAUGCUUUCUGUCAGGCCGCUCGGCUCCACAUGCAGCUGCAGAACAAACUGGACUCGGCCACCAGCUUCGUGGACGCCGGCAACGCCUACAAAAAGGCCGACCCUCAGGAGGCCAUCAACUGUCUAAAUCAGGCCAUCGACAUCUACACUGACAUGGGUCGCUUCACCAUUGCAGCCAAACAUCACAUCACGAUCGCAGAAAUCUACGAGUCUGAGCUGGUGGACAUCGAGAAGGCCAUCGCACACUAUGAACAAGCAGCAGAUUAUUACAAAGGCGAAGAGUCCAACAGCUCGGCCAACAAGUGUCUGCUGAAGGUUGGACACUACAGCGCUCAGCUGGAGCAGUACCAGAAGGCCAUCGAGAUCUACGAGCAGGUUGCCAUGAGCACUAUGGACAACCCUCUGCUGAAGUACAACGCUAAAGAGUAUUUCUUCAAAGCAUCACUCUGUCACUUCAUAGUGGACGAGCUGAACGCAAAGUUGGCCAUUGAGAAGUACGAGGAGAUGUUCCCAGCAUUCUCGGACUCCAGAGAGCUCAAACUGUUGAAGAAACUCCUGGAGGCUCACGAGGAGCAGAACAGCGAGGCCUUCACAGAGGCCGUCAAGGAGUUCGACUCGGUGUCGCGCCUGGACCAGUGGCUCACCACCAUGUUGCUGCGCAUCAAGAAGACCAUUCAAGGCGACGCUGGAGACCUCAAAUAGAAGACUGUUCCUGUGUUGUACAUAUCAGUCUGCAUGACAUCAUCACUGUACUAUGGCCCCCAACCUGCUCUGUUCCUGCAGUAUUGUACGACUGGACCGAAAGGAAACGCCUGAGUGUGUGUGUGUGUGUGUGUGUGUGUGUGUGUGUGUGUGUGUGUGAGAGAGAGAGAGCACGUGUGACGUCACUAAAUGGGAAAUGUGCAACCGAUAUCAGAGUUACUUAUAUAUGACAAAGGGAAGAUGUUAUUUACUAUAUUUACCGUCAAGAUAUUUAUUGUUUAUCCUGGUGCACAGUGUUACGAUUCGUCUGGAUAUUUUAGGUAUUAGCCCCCAACUCUCACUCUUUUACUCCUCACUACGUCAGUUGAGCCGGUGGCAUGGUCAUGUGAUCAGGUGGUCUUCCUCAUCUGUGUUCCUGACUUGUUUGUGCAUGUCUCUCGUCACCUUGGUGUUUGUGUUCUGUGUUGUGGGAUCUUGUAAGGAACAUUACGGUAGUCGUUUACCAUUUGUGUGGAUUCAAUCCAAAUGUACCUCUGAAAAUUACGAAUAAAAAAUUGCCACCGCA
This is a messenger RNA of Synchiropus splendidus (mandarinfish), 1596 nucleotides long. It is a transcript of the gene napba, whose product is annotated as N-ethylmaleimide-sensitive factor attachment protein, beta a. Gene Ontology annotation, cellular component: vacuolar membrane; terminal bouton; synaptobrevin 2-SNAP-25-syntaxin-1a complex. The transcript has 10 exons. The record is from RefSeq and is a predicted model, not a curated record. NCBI's taxonomy places the organism in Eukaryota, Metazoa, Chordata, Actinopteri, Syngnathiformes, Callionymidae. Gene Ontology annotation, biological process: synaptic transmission, glutamatergic; regulation of synaptic vesicle priming; SNARE complex disassembly. Bases 144 to 1031 code for a protein of 295 amino acids. Gene Ontology annotation, molecular function: soluble NSF attachment protein activity; syntaxin binding.